GGAGGGAGAAUUCGGAAGAGGAAGAUGUUCUAUGAGAAGAUGGGGAGGAUGUUUAUGAAAUAUGCCAGUUUUAUCGGGCCUGGAUUUAUGAUAUCUGUCGCCUAUAUCGAUCCGGGUAACUACUCAACAGCCGUGGCAGCAGGCGCAAGCUACAAGUUCCGGCUGUUGUUUAUUGUGUUGCUGGCGAAUAUCAUCGCCAUCUUCCUGCAGUCGCUGUGUAUUAAGCUGGGGACGGUGUCGGGGAUGGAUUUGGCGCAGAUGUGUCGUGCGCAUUUGCCAUGGUGGCUGAAUAUAUUUCUUUAUGUGCUGGCAGAGGGAGCAAUUAUUGCUACGGAUAUUGCUGAGGUCAUUGGAACUGCAAUAGCCAUCAACCUCCUCAUUCCCCAGAUCCCCCUCGUCGCAGGAUGUGCCAUCUCUAUUGUGGAUGUCAUGCUGAUCCUCAUCUUCUACCGCCCAAGCGGCUCCCUCAAGGGCCUACGCACAUUCGAGUUCUUCGUCAUGGCUCUCGUCCUCGCCGUCGUCAUCUGCUUCUGUAUCCAGCUCUCCCUCAUCAAGGAUACAUCCGUUGGCUCCGUUUUCCGCGGCUACCUGCCAUCGAAGGAACUCGUCGAGCCGCAAGCCAUCUACCAAGCCUGCGGAAUCCUCGGCGCAACAGUCAUGCCGCACUCCCUCUACCUAGGUUCCGGCAUCGUCCAACCCCGCCUUUACGCCUACGACGUGAAAUACAAACACUACACCCCCACCCCCCCAACCAGCGGCACCUCCUCCUCCUCCGCCCUCCCCUCCAAAAACCCCUACCACCCCUCCCUCCCCGCCAUCCGCUCCUCCCUCACCUACUCCAUCACCGAACUCACCAUCUCCCUCCUCACAUUCGCCCUCUUCGUCAACUCCGCGCUCCUCAUCCUCGCCGGCUCCUCCCUCCCCGCCUCCACAGCCGACGCCUCCAUCUUCGCCAUCCACUCCCUCCUCGCCUCCACCAUCGCCCCCGCAGCAGGAACAAUCUUUGCCCUCGCUCUCCUCCUCUCCGGCAUCUCCGCCGGCAUCGUCUGCACCAUCGCCGGACAAAUGGUCUCCGAAGGCGCCCUCCGCUGGACCACCGCACCCUGGCUUCGCCGCCUCAUCACCCGCUCAAUCAGCAUCACACCAAGCAUCAUAAUCGCCGCCGCAGUAGGCAAGGACGGCCUCACCGCCGCUUUGAACGGUAGCCAAGUCGCCCUCUCCGUCGCCCUCCCAUUCGUCUCAGCACCACUCAUCUACUUCACGUGCCGUAGCCGCUACAUGACCGUGCGGCCGCCACGGCCGGUCGAGCCGCACGCCGAUGACGACGGUGAUGACGAAGCUGAGGUGGUGGAAAGUGCGGUUACUGCCGGGGAAGGACCGAUGGGGGCUGCGGAUGCUAAAACGGAAGGAGCGACUACCGUGCCUGCCGUUACAACGACGCUACCGCCGCCGGGUGGUAGCGAGGCGAAGACUAAUUCUUCGCCGCGUGAUCGCGAGCCGCGAGUUGAUGUGGCGGAUGUGGUAGAGGGGGCGCGUGUGGCCUCGCUGGACGAGGAUGCGGAUGCUGGGGUGGUGAAUUUCAGGAAUGGAUGGGUGACGGGGGUGUUUGCAGUAUUGGUGUGGUUGUUUAUUACGGUUAUGAAUGUGGCGAAUUUGGUGUUGUUGGGGGUUAAUGGGGGGUGAAGGGGAGAAGAGGGAGAAGGGUGUGCUUGAGGAAGGCUUGGUGUUGGUGAUGUGUCACGAGCUGUGGAAUGUGGUGGGUUGUUUACGUGCUUUGGGCUUGGGAUUGAGGUAGUUUAGGUGGGAGAAUAGUCAAUUUAUACUUUGACUAACAUAGAACUCUAACUAGAGAAUAAGAUCAUUGAAUAUGAGGUCGAAGCGAUCCUAGACAGAAGGUUAGUAGGACGCAAAGAAGAGUCUUUGAUAAAAUGGAAAGGUUAUGAACCUACUCGAGUAUAGACAAUUCAUAGGAAACGGUAGGAAACCUUAGCUGUCUAAAGUUGCUAGAGGCGUUUCACCGUCAACAUCCUAGUAGUUGAAGAACCUAGACACAGUGUUGCCAAUAGUAUAUUGGUCUUGGCAGUAUAUUGCAAUAUAUAUUGCAAUAUGGGCCUUGGCAAUACAAUAUGGCCUCACGCCAGAUGACUGUAAUACAAUAUGGGAAUUUCAUUCCAAUAUAUUGCCAAGACGCACUAUUGGCAACACUGCCUAGACAGCAAAGACAGCAAAAGGUCGUGUGUUAAAGCAUCGCCCCUAGAGAUAGCCUUAGAGGAAGUUAGGAGGAGGGAACAAGCCUCAGCCUCACGCCACUCGCGUUCCUCUAACUCGUCUAAGGAUUUUAGACCACAAUGUAUUAUCUUAGCACCACGGGUCUUAGGAUGCCCUGGUGUUGUUCAAGACGGUUAAGACAGGCCAUAGCUGUCGCUACAGCCUCAUAGGUUAUGCGAGUUUCUAAGCGGAGACGAUCCUCCUUUUUUUGUAGUGACUGCUAGCCGCUAGCAGAAGGGCCAGAGACGUUAUAGUUCUAGGAAUUCAAGCAGACACAUUCAUUAUAGCGUUUCGAAGAGGCAGAAGCGACAUAGCAGAGGCUGGGGAAGCGCGC
Messenger RNA from Pseudogymnoascus destructans, 2602 nucleotides. RefSeq lists its product as uncharacterized. Gene Ontology annotation, biological process: intracellular manganese ion homeostasis; iron ion transport. Bases 25 to 1683 code for a protein of 552 amino acids. The record is from RefSeq and is a predicted model, not a curated record. Lineage: Eukaryota; Fungi; Ascomycota; Leotiomycetes; Thelebolales; Thelebolaceae. Gene Ontology annotation, cellular component: membrane. The transcript is spliced from 5 exons. Gene Ontology annotation, molecular function: cadmium ion transmembrane transporter activity; manganese ion transmembrane transporter activity.